Molecule: messenger RNA, 1200 nt
Organism: Aspergillus ruber CBS 135680
Lineage: Eukaryota; Fungi; Ascomycota; Eurotiomycetes; Eurotiales; Aspergillaceae
Exons: 5
Coding region: 1-1200 (399 amino acids)
Source: RefSeq, a predicted model, not a curated record
AUGCACUUCUCCACCAUCCCCACGACAGCAUGUGCUCCCUCAGCCAUAGAUACUCUAAGCAUAUUCGGGGCUGAGAUACUCUCCCUCUCAGCCUCCCCAAUAACUAACUUCUCUUUCGACGUAUUUGGCGCCUUCAACUACAACCACGGCGAGAUUUCAGUCACCAAUGCAUCCUUUUGCAACAUCACAGUAACAUACAUUCAUCCUAGACAAAACGACUUUAUCACGGGUCGUUUUGCGCUAUCCCCGUUCUUCAUGGCCGGCGCUAUUGGCGAGGGCUAUGCUGCGACGACUACUGACGCAGGAUUGGCGGAGUCUCCGAGGACAUGGGCUUUGAAGGGUGAUGAAAAUGUUGAUCUGUAUGCGCUGCAGGAUCUGGGAUCCAAAUUUUUGUACGAUCAGGCUGUCAUUGGGAAGAGCCUAGUUAAGAGCUUUUAUGGUCGUGAUCCUGCGUACUCGUAUUGGAGUCGUUGUUCGCAGGGUGGUCGACAGGCGGUCACGUCCUGCGAUCUGAUGGAUGGUGUCGUGGAUGGCCUUAUUUCGAACAUGUCUCUUUGCAAUUAUGACCCUUUCCGUGCCGUGAGCAGCACGUCCAACUGCUCCUCCACCGGACAGACGAUGCGACUCAGCAAUGGUGCAGCAAUGCUAGCCGACGCGAUUUGGUCGGGCGCUCGGUCUACGCAAGGGAAUUUCCUGUGGUACGGAUUGAACCCUGGGGCAGAUAUCAGUGGUUUUGGGAACAACGGGGCAAAUACCCAGGGUUCGGGUGUGCAGGGUCUAUGGAUAGGGCAGUUUUUGCAGAAACUGCAAAACUACAAUAACUCCGUCAUUGAUCAUGAAUAUAUUAAUUGGCUUUUCCGUCUUGGGAUACAGGAAUACACAGAUAUCAUCGGUACGGCUGACUCUGACCUCACCGAGUUCCAAAAUGCAGGAGGCAAGUUACUCUCUUAUCAUGGCAUGGCCGAUAACGCAAUUCUAACAAAGGGAACAGAGCACUACUAUAAUGCAGUCAAUCUAAAGACCGUGUUUGACGCACUGCGCUCAUGGGUGGAGAAUGGCACUGCACUUGAUACUCUGCCGAUUGAAUUCAGUGGUGAAGAUGGGUCUCCGCAGGAUCGUAUUCUUUGUUCUUACCCUUCCAAUGCUGUUUACUGCAACGGUAACUCAUCGUCUGCCGAAAACUUCCGUUGCGUUGACUAA